AUGGCUGAUCAAAAGUUAAAAGAUCGUGUUGCUAUUGUCACCGGCGCUGACAGUGGUAUUGGUCAAGGUAUUGCUGUUGCAUUUGCUAAAUCCGGUGCCGAUGUUGUCAUUACGUAUCGAUCGGACGAAGACGGUGCGAAGGAAACUGCUAAACGUGUCGAAGAAACUGGCCGAAAAGCAUUAGUCGUUCGGGUGGAUGUUGGAGAUGAAUCACAAGUACAGAAACUAUUUGACAAAACACUCUCGGAGUUCAAGCGACUUGAUAUACUUGUUAAUAAUGCUGGUAUGGAAGGCACAGGCAAGGCAGUACAUGAAAGUGAUUUUCAGGAAUGGGAGAAAGUCAUUCGAACAAAUUUGCACGGUCCAUUUCUCUGUUCGAAAUUAGCUGCAAAACAGUUCAUCAAGCAGAUUGAAUCCGAAGGAAAGCAAAAGACAGAAGAUCGAGGGAAACGAAGUGGAAAUAUUGUUAAUAUCUCUAGCGUACACGAAGAAGCAGUCACAGCUAAACAAGGAGCAUAUACUGUUUCAAAAAGUGGCUUGCGCAAUUUAACUCGUGUUAUGGCGUUAGAACUAGGUAAAUAUGGCAUUCGGGUGAAUGAUGUUGCACCCGGAAUGAUAUUGACACCAAUGAAUCAAGACUCAAUCGAUGAUGAACAAACACGCAAGGAAAAAGGCGAGAAAAUUCCGAUAAAACGUGCGGGAAAUCCAGAAGAUAUCGCUAAAAUGGUAUUAUUCUUAUGUUCGGAUGAUGCUAGCUAUUGUACAGGUUCAUCUUUUUUCGUCGAUGGUGGAUGGAUGUUAACAUAUCCAGACGUAUGA
Adineta ricciae is the source of this 819-nucleotide messenger RNA. Lineage: Eukaryota; Metazoa; Rotifera; Eurotatoria; Adinetida; Adinetidae. The record is from the annotation of a GenBank genome assembly.